Molecule: messenger RNA, 2487 nt
Organism: Camelina sativa (false flax)
Lineage: Eukaryota; Viridiplantae; Streptophyta; Magnoliopsida; Brassicales; Brassicaceae
Source: RefSeq, a predicted model, not a curated record
AUGCUCAUUGUUCCCUUUGGUAAAUCCUCCUUGAAGGUCCUCUUGCUGCAUGGGAAUCUCGAUAUAUGGGUCUCUCGUGCAAAUAAUCUACCAAACAUGGAUUUGUUCCAUAAGACAUUGGGUGUUGUCUUUAGAAGCAUGGCCAACAUGAUUGAAGGCCAGUUGAGCAAGAAGAUCACAAGUGAUCCUUAUGUUUCCAUAUCCCUCGCUGGUGCUGUGGUAGGACGAACAUAUGUCAUUAGCAACAGCGAAAAUCCUGUCUGGCAGCAGCAUUUUUAUGUCCCUAUUGCUCAUCACGCUGCUGAGGUCCAUUUUGUUGUUAAGGACAGUGACGUUGUGGGGUCUCAGCUUAUAGGAAUCGUUACAAUCCCAGUUGAACAAAUAUACUCAGGUGCAAGAAUUGAAGGGACUUACUCUAUUCGGGACAGCAAUGGAAAGCCUAGUAAACCAGGGGCAACUCUAUCAUUAUCGAUUCAAUAUACUUCAAUGGAUAACCUCAGUUUUUAUCACAGCGGAGUUGGUGCAGGUCCUUAUUACCAGGGGGUACCUGGAACUUAUUUUCCUCUUAGGGAAGGUGGUAGUGUGACUUUGUACCAAGAUGCACAUGUACCUGAUGGGAUUCUACCGAGAAUAAAACUCGGCAAUGGAAUGUAUUACGAACAUGGCAAGUGUUGGCAUGAUAUGUUUCAUGCCAUUUGUCAAGCUAGACGUUUGAUUUAUAUUACAGGCUGGUCAGUGUGGCAUAAUGUCAGGCUUCUUCGAGAUAAAGAAGAUCCUGCUUCAGAAUGUACACUGCGUGAGCUCCUAAGAUCAAAGUCCCGAGAAGGUGUGAGAGUCCUGCUUUUGGUUUGGGACGACCCAACUUCACAAAACAUCUUGGGAUACAUGACAGAUGGGGUGAUGGGAACCCAUGACGAGGAGACACGCCGCUUUUUCAAGGACUCCUCAGUUCAAGUCUUGCUAUGCCCUCGAAAUGCUGGAAAGCGACAUAGUUGGGUCAAACAGAGGGAAGUUGGAACCAUCUAUACACACCACCAAAAAACCUUGAUAGUAGAUGCUGAUGCUGGAGGUAACAGAAGGAAAAUCGUAGCUUUUGGGGGCGGACUUGAUUUAUGUGAUGGCCGAUUUGAUACUCCACAACAUCCGUUGUUUAGGACGCUGAAAACAGAUCAUAAAGGUGACUAUCACAACCCCACUUUCACGGGUGAUGUGUCGGGUUGUCCAAGAGAACCUUGGCAUGACUUGCACUGUAAGAUUGAUGGCCCAGCUGCGUUUGAUGUGCUGACCAAUUUUGAGGAGAGGUGGCUGAAGGCUGCGAAGCCUCACAGAAUCAAUAAAUUGAAGACAUCGUAUGAUGAUGCAUUACUAAGGAUCGACAGGAUUCCAGAUAUAUUAGGAGUUUUUGAUGCUCCUACUGUUAGUGCAAACGACCCCGAGGCUUGGCAUGUUCAGAUUUUCCGCUCAAUCGAUUCAAACUCUGUGAAAGGUUUCCCAAAGGAUCCAAAAUAUGCUACAAGCAAGAAUUUGGUGUGCGGUAAGAAUGUGCUCAUUGACAUGAGCAUACACACUGCAUAUGUAAAGGCCAUUCGUGCAGCUCAACACUUCAUCUACAUCGAGAACCAGUAUUUCAUUGGAUCCUCCUACGACUGGAAUGCUCACAAGGACAUAGGUGCCAACAACCUGAUUCCUAUGGAAAUUGCGUUGAAGAUUGCUGAUAAGAUCAGAUCAAAGGAACGGUUUGCUGCAUAUAUUGUCAUUCCGAUGUGGCCAGAAGGAGUUCCAACCGGCGCCGCUACACAAAGAAUUCUAUAUUGGCAGCACAAGACGAUGCAAAUGAUGUAUGGAACCAUCUACAAUGCUUUAGUAGAGGCUGGCCUCGAAGAUGAAUUCUCCCCACAAGACUAUCUGAAUUUCUUCUGUCUUGGAAAUAGAGAAAUGGUGAACGGAAAUAACGAAUGGGGAACAGGAAGUUCAAGCAACGAGAACACUGCUCAGGCACAAUGUCGAAAGAGCAGAAGAUUUAUGAUAUAUGUUCAUUCAAAAGGGAUGGUUGUUGAUGAUGAGUAUGUGGUAAUUGGAUCUGCAAACAUAAACCAAAGAUCAAUGGAAGGGACAAGAGACACAGAGAUUGCUAUGGGAGCUUACCAGCCUCAACAUACAUGGGCACGACGACAGUCUGGUCCACGGGGUCAGGUAUUCGGAUAUAGAAUGUCGCUUUGGGCAGAGCACAUGGCAAUGUCAGAUGAUUGCUUUUUGGAGCUGGAGAAUCUAGUGUGUGUAAGCAAGGUGAGAACAAUGGCGGAGGAGAACUGGAAACAGUUUAGGAGUGAGGAAGUCUCGGAGAUGAGAGGACAUCUGAUGAAAUAUCCGGUGGAAGUUGAUCGGAAAGGCAAAGUCCGGCCACUUCCAGGGAGUGAGGAGUUCCCGGAUGUCGGAGGAAACAUUGUUGGAUCCUUUCUUGCCAUACAGGUGAAUCUCACAAUCUGA